UCCGUCACCUUGUUCCGGAGAUCUCCCAGAACAACCGAAAUGAACCAAACCCAGUGACCGGAGCAAAAACCCUAGCUCGUCCAAGCCACCACCCAAUCGCAGAUCCGCGCCUUUCGUCGCCGAGCUCACUCAUCUCAGCUAUGGAUAAGGACAAGUAUCCUGCUCAUGGUGGAGGUUUACCACCGCCCUCAGGGAGGUAUUCGAGUUUUUUGCCGACUGGAACUGCUUACAAUGUGAAAUCUGAACCCUCUUCAUCAUCAUCAUUUUUACCAUUGGCCACUGGUGCUACUGCAGAUCAGGGUCCUUUUGGUCACGGAAUGUCUAAUGAAUCUAAUCACUUUAGUCAUGAUAUUAGCCGAAUGCCAGAUUACCCACCAAGGAAAAUGGGUCAUAGACGUGCCCAUUCGGAAAUCGUGACCCUUCCUGAUGAUAUUAGCUUUGAUAGUGACCUUGGUGUUGUGGGUGGUGCUGAUGGUCCUUCAUUUUCAGAUGACACAGAGGAAGACUUGUUAUCCAUGUACCUUGAUAUGGACAAAUUCAAUUCUUCAUCUGCCACAUCUUCCUUUCAACUGGGUGAACCAUCAACUUCUGCUCCACAAGUCGCUCAAGUAUUAGCACCGACGACAAGGGCGCUCACAACAGACAAUAUUAACAUCAGUACGCAUGAGAGACCCAGAGUCAGGCACCAACAUAGCCAAUCAAUGGAUGGAUCAACAACCAUCAAACCGGAGAUGCUGGUAUCAAGUUCUGAAGAGAUGUCUGCAGCUGAUUCCAAGAAAGCAUUGUCAGCUACCAAGCUUGCGGAACUUGCCCUUAUUGAUCCAAAACGUGCAAAGAGGAUCUGGGCAAAUAGGCAGUCAGCUGCAAGAUCAAAGGAACGGAAGAUGCGUUAUAUUGCAGAGCUGGAACAGAAAGUUCAGACCUUACAAACAGAAGCAACAUCGUUGUCUGCUCAAUUGACUCUUCUACAGAGAGAUACAAACGGUUUGACUGCUGAAAACAGUGAACUGAAAUUGCGCUUGCAAACAAUGGAACAACAGGUUCACUUACAAGAUGCACUUAAUGAAGCACUGAAAGAGGAAAUUCAGCACCUGAAAGUUUUGACUGGCCAAGCUAUGCCUAAUGGUGGACCUAUGAUGAAUUUUGCUUCUUUUGGCACUGGUGUUGCUCCUGGUGCUGGUGGUGCUCUUACUCCUGGCCAGCAGUUUUAUCCAAACAAUCAAGCUAUGCACACUCUUCUGACUGCACAGCAGUUUCAACAGCUCCAGAUACAUUCUCAGAAGCAGCAGCAUCAGUUUCAGCAACAUCAACUGCAUCAACUUCAGCAACAACACAUGCAGCAGCAGCAGCAACAGCUGCAACAACAGCAACAGCAGCAGCAGCAGCAGCAACAACAACAACUGCAACAACAGCAACAGCAGCAACAACAACAACUGCAACAACAGCAACAGCAGCACCAGGAACAGCACCAGCAACAGCAGCAUCAACAUCAACAACAAGAACAUAGUGGGGACAUGAAACUAGGAUCAACCAUGCAGUCCCCAAGCCAAAAAGAUAAUGCAUCAGAAGUCAAUCAAGCAAUGGCAAAGGAUUGUUAAGAGAAACUUUUCGUUUGGUUAGAAGUAGUGGGGCAGAUGCGCUUCCCCUCUUGUUUCAAUUUCUGAUUAAUUUAUUUGUAGUCUCUGCUACAAAAGCCUUAAGUUAUAGGUUAAAUUAUGGGUUAUAUAUUUCAUAUGGUAUAGUUUUAGUUCCGGA
Messenger RNA from Argentina anserina (silverweed cinquefoil), 1755 nucleotides. RefSeq names its product probable transcription factor PosF21. The record is from RefSeq and is a predicted model, not a curated record. Lineage: Eukaryota; Viridiplantae; Streptophyta; Magnoliopsida; Rosales; Rosaceae. Gene Ontology annotation, biological process: regulation of DNA-templated transcription. Gene Ontology annotation, cellular component: nucleus. Bases 141 to 1598 code for a protein of 485 amino acids. The transcript is spliced from 5 exons. Gene Ontology annotation, molecular function: DNA-binding transcription factor activity.